GGUGAUGCUGUGUGCCCAACGCUGAGCUGCGGUGGUACACGUAUGUAACCGUUUACGUCAUAGGUGUACACUAGGCUUCGAAAAUGGCUAAAGAUAGCUCGGUGCAGGAUAAAGAUAAACCUGUGAAGAUUAAUAAAUGGGACAGUUCUGCUGUAAAAAAUGCUUUGGAUGAUGCUGUGAAGGAGGUCUUAACAAAGAAGUUCAAUUAUGUUGAAAAUUUUAAACUAAUGGAUGGCAGAUUGGUAAUGUGUGGCAUAGCUGUUGGUGUAGCCAUGUUUGCACUAUUGUGGGAUUACCUGUAUCCAUUUCCACAGUCCAGUUGUGUACUUUUAUUCUGUGUGAUCACGUACUUUGUUAUGAUGUUAAUCCUUACUCUGUACACGACAUACAAAGAAAAAGGAAUAUUUGUGGUGACAAUCCAGAAGGACCCAGCUGGCUUUGUGCCUGAUAAUAUAUGGGAAGCCAGUUCUUAUAUAAAGAAAUAUGAUGACAAGUACAACCUGGUUCUGAGUUGCAAAGAUGGCAAAACAGGGACAUUGAGAGAAGCCUCAUUGGUGAAGUCUGUUGCUAACUUCUUUGACGACAGUGGAAUGUUAAUAUAUGAAGUUCUCGAGCCAGAAAUAAGUAAACUACAUAACAGUCUCCUCUCAGAUCGGAAAGAAAAAUAGCACUAGUGUCUGUCACGAGGACUCUGAAAUUUGAAAACUUUGCAAUUCCAGAAAUAUAUAGCAUAACAUUCUUCUGUUUGAUUGAAUUGUGUUCUAGUAAGUACUGGGCAAUGGAAAAUUAUUGGACCUACCACAUAUAUGAAAGGCAUCAUUGAAUUUAUUUAUAACAGCAAUUUGAAAUAUAGUAUUCACUUUGAAACGGCAUUUUAAAGGCUUGUAGAAUUGUUCUGUUUCCAAAUACCUAUGAUUUAAGAAGAAAAGCUGGAGUAACAAAAAUCAGAUGUAUGAGAACUAUACUGACUGAAAAACGUUCUUAGCUGUCCUCACUUAUGCCAAAAACGUUGGUGUGGACAAGAAACGAAAUGGUGCCAACUGAAACCUGUUCUGAUCUACAAACUCUACCUACAAUAGUUAUUUUCUGAACACCUGUUUUGGCUCUUGUUCUGGUAGGUGCACAGAUCAAAUCGAUCUUGCCGUAAAUAUAAGGUAAUUCUUCCUUCUUUGAUUAAAUAGAGGAAAUAAAUGGAAGAGUGUUGAUUGAAUUUUUUGAAAUAAAAAUGUUUCUGUUUUUUUUUAUUUAUGAACAGAUCUGUAACAUUUUCAUACUGACUUCAAUGUAUGUGUGCAGAAAUAUGUGGUGGAAAAAUUAAACGCAUUUAUCAAAGAAAUGACACAAAGUACCAGUUCUCCAUCACUUCCAGUGUUACAUGUUCCCAUGCAGAAAUAAGAAUUGUGCUUCGUUUCUCUGCUGAUAUAAAUUGUGCACAAAUAUACUGUGAAAAAAUUCAUUGCCUUCUUCAAGGACAUGUCACAACCAAUUUUGCAUCGCUUCUACCCAUUAUUACAUAUGUCUUUAAAUACACAUUUUAUUUUUACGUUCAAAGAUAUGUAGAUUUUCUGAAGAUAGAUGUCUUCCAGUCAAAAGGCAGUGAACGUGUAUAUGAGAACUGAACUGUCAUUGUGUAUGAAAGUGCGAUUUUCAGGAUGAGGAUAUUUAUUACCUUUCACCCCCUCCUGUAGUAUAACUAAGAUGUAUUUUAAUGAUUGCACAUGUAGUGAGAUAAAAUAAACAGUUUUGUUCAUUUUAUACAUUUUUUGCAAUAAUUUGUGUGAUGAUAGUAUCAUUAAUUUUUUCAUCUCCUUUCAAUUUCACUUCUACAUUCCCAGUCAUACAGUAGCAAUGGUACAGUGUAACUGUACUUUGUGUUUGUCAUAUCUAAAUAAGAUUCAAUUGUACUUUUUUUUCUUCUGGUUUUUAUUAAAGGCGUGAGAGCUACUUUGUAACAAAUAUUAUUUUCCAGAUUAUAUUAAUGCACAUUUAGUUCCAGAAAAUAUUGCCUGAAUUCACAUGCAUCUUACAAUCCAGAUGUAUAACAAGAUGACAAGUAAAACAUUUGAAGUCAGUUUAGUGUAAAGAUGCAUUUCUCAAAAUUUCUCUUGUUUGUUCAGGAGAUAUCAUGUGGUCAGUUGUUUUCCACAUUGCAGCAUAUGGAGACAGUGCAGAUGAACAUCUACUUACAAACUUUGGAAAAACCAACUAUUCUUAUUUGCGAAUAUUGUAUGGACAAAUAAAAUGUGACUCCCAGUUCAUUCAACAGAUAAAUCCCAGUGCUUACAAACAUUUUAAAAAUUAAGAUUAACAAAUUUAACAAUAUAUCUUAUGAAAAAAGUAAAUUGUGCUUACAUAUUUCAAAGAACACAUUAUGUUUAAGUUCGCUUGUAGUUGUACAAAGUCUUUGUUGUCACUGGAUUCAUCGCCAUUGAUUGUGGAGAAAUAGUGUUACGUCAGUUUCACUAUCUGGCUUUUCUUCUUUCAAGAAAGAGAAUGUAAAGCAGUUGUCAUCAGCCAUCAGUGUGUAUUGUGCAGGUUAAAAACAUAAGCAUGACUCAGAUUGUGUAUCGAUAUUACGCAUUCAGUCAAAAUACUGAAACUGAUAUGGAAGAGAAAUGUAAUCCUAGUGACAAACUAAGUCAUAUGUCAUCAUUGUUAAUCACUUGCAUCUAGUGGUAAGGUUAAUGCAUGAAGCUAUGCCUCUACUGCACACACCUUCGUGACAGUUGUUAAUUAAGAACAGGAACCACUAAUUUCCCCCCAGAUGUUUGGCCAAGUCGGAAUCACGUUUACAUAUACUUCCAGAUGUGUUAGUGCAGAAUAUGAAGUUCUAGAUUUCAGUUUCAAACUUUCCAGCAUUGCUAGCUGCACAUCUGUUACUGAUGUUUGUAGGUGCAUUGACAUACUUGCGCCAAAAGUGGUUCCUCUUAAUCGUAUUGUAUAAUGGUAAAUGAUAAUGAGAUAUCUCCCUGUCAUUUAUUUGUAUGUACAUGUUUUGUUUUCUCCUCUUGCUGAGGCUUACUUUAUAAUGACUUUUGGACUGUUGAUUAAGCACAAAUAAAUAAAGAAUGGAAUUAUUA
Molecule: messenger RNA, 3080 nt
Organism: Cryptotermes secundus
Lineage: Eukaryota; Metazoa; Arthropoda; Insecta; Blattodea; Kalotermitidae
Gene: Spase25
Product: probable signal peptidase complex subunit 2
Exons: 5
Coding region: 84-668 (194 amino acids)
Biological process (GO): protein targeting to ER
Cellular component (GO): signal peptidase complex; membrane
Source: RefSeq, a predicted model, not a curated record